UAGCGUGUAUUGAAGCAGCCGAGCGUUUGGUGUGUUAGCUCAUCUCCCUCCUCAAAUUUCUCACAUCUUCUGCACCCCUUCAACCCUCCCCUUCUCUGGAACUGUCUCCCACAAUGGCAUUACCAGUGAAGGCACCGGUCUCCGGUGACCGGAAAGCCCCAUACAGAAUAGAAACCAAGAAUCUUUCUUACAAGUUAUGUCGGAAAAUUGAUGAAUACGACUGGUUGUGCUGCGGCCAUGGGAGCUCCAGGAGUGCUACUAAAUACAUUCUGAAGAAUGUAGAUUGCGUGGCCAAGGCUGGGGAGAUCACUGCUAUUGCUGGACCUAGUGGAGCUGGAAAGACCACACUGUUAGAAAUUCUUGCAGGGAUGAUUCCACCAGGUAGAAUUUCCGGUCAGGUUCUUGUCAAUGAUCAGCCCAUGGGUGCUGCACAUUUUCGGAAAGUGUCGGGCUACGUCACCCAGCACGAUGCACUCUUCCCGCUGCUAACAGUCGAAGAAACACUCAUGUACAGCGCCCGUCUGAGGGGAUGUGGUGGGCGUAGUGUGGCUGCAGCGAGAGUGAAAGAACUCCUGAAAGAACUGGGGUUGGAUCAUGUGAAGGAUUCGAGGAUUGGCGGAGAUUCAGCUCGUGGGAUCUCAGGCGGUGAGAAGCGCAAGGUCUCCAUUGGAGUUGAUUUAGUCCAUGACCCAUCUGUUCUUUUGGUCGAUGAGCCAACGUCAGGUCUGGAUUCUGCAUCAGCUCUCCAUGUCGUCACGCUGCUGAAAACUAUGGUGGUUAACCAAGGUAAGACAAUUGUGUUGACCAUCCAUCAACCUGGUUUCCGCCUUCUCGAGCUGUUCAAUCAAGUUGUUUUGCUAUCAAAUGGAACUGUUCUUCACCAUGGAUCAAUGGAUUUCCUCGAGAAGCGGCUUAAGGAUGCUGGCCACUACAUUCCGUGCCAUGUCAAUGUGCUUGAGUUCGCCAUUGGUGUUACAGAGACUCUGGGUAUACAAACCUCGUCGGCUCUUGAAGGCCAAUUGUUGAUUGAGGAUAAAGCUGCUGAAAAUCAUCAGGAAGAAGACGAGCAACAAAAAAAGCGGUUGACGACAACUUCGGCAUCUGAUUUUAUCGAAGAAAAGCAUAUUUUCUACCCAAAUUCUCGAUUUCGAGAGGUCUUAAUUCUAAGCCAGAGAUUCUGCAGCAACAUAUUCAGAACCAAGCAACUUUUUGCGGCCCGAAUGAUCCAAGCCUUAGUCGCCGGAGUUGUGCUGGGAACCAUUUUCAUGAAUGUCAACAAUGACACCACCCGGGUCAGGUUGCAGACGCGACUCGGGUUCUUCGCUUUCAGUCUCACUUUCUUGCUCUCUUCAACAACAGAAGGGCUACCGAUUUUCUUACAGGAGAGAAGAAUUUUGAUGAGAGAGACCUCCAGAGGAGCUUACAGAGUCUCGUCCUACGUAACGGCCAACACCCUGGUAUUCCUCCCCUUCCUUCUACUGUUUGCUCUUCUCUACAGCGUUCCAGUAUAUUGGCUAGUGGGUUUGAGAAGAGAAAUCGAUGGGUUUCUAUACUUCUGUUUGGUGGUUUGGGUGGUGGUGUUGAUGUCGAAUUCAUUUGUGGCAUGUUUCAGUGCUCUCGUGCCAAAUUUCAUCAUGGGGAACUCGUUGAUUGCUGGGUUCAUGGGUUCAUUCUUCCUCUUCUCUGGGUAUUUUAUAUCCAAGAACAGCAUACCCAAGUACUGGAUCUUCAUGCACUACUUGAGUUUCUUCAAGUACCCAUUCGAGUGCUUUAUGAUAAAUGAAUAUGGGGGAGAAAAGGGAAGGAGAAGGUGUUUGCAGAGUGAGGGAGGAGUCUGCAUUUUUUAUGGGGAUGGUUUCUUGAGACAGCAAGAGUUGAAAGACUUGGAGAAAUGGAACAAUUUAGGGGUGAUGUUUGGAUUCAUCGUUGGGUACAGAGUGCUUUGUUAUUUGAUUAUGUGGUACAGAUGUUACCGGACCAGAAAUUAGAGUUUCUCUCUCAUCCAUUAAUUAAAUGUAAAAAGAUGUUGAGGGCUUUAUCUGUCCAAUAGUUGAUAAUUACAGCUAUUUAGAAUUUUUUUUUUUGUACUACCAAGAUUUCUUGCAUAAAUAUUGCAAUUAUAUAUUGUAUUGGAUGUAAUCUCCUUCUAUUGUCUGUUUUAACAUGAGAGGCAUUUCUUUUAAUCUCAUAGAUUAGAAAUUGUCUAUUAAGGGUUGUACUUUUGAAGGUCAGGUUUUA
Nelumbo nucifera (sacred lotus) is the source of this 2238-nucleotide messenger RNA. It is a transcript of the gene ABCG10, whose product is annotated as ABC-2 type transporter family protein. Gene Ontology annotation, molecular function: ATP binding; ABC-type transporter activity; ATP hydrolysis activity. Gene Ontology annotation, biological process: transmembrane transport. NCBI's taxonomy places the organism in Eukaryota, Viridiplantae, Streptophyta, Magnoliopsida, Proteales, Nelumbonaceae. The record is from RefSeq and is a predicted model, not a curated record. Gene Ontology annotation, cellular component: membrane.